AUGUCUGAUAUUGCGAAUACCGAAGACAUCGAACUCGGCAAUUUGCCAAUUAUCCAAGCCAUUAUUUAUAAUGAGAUUUCGAACUGCGCGGAACUCAAAAGGGAAACGAAUUUGAAGAUUUCGCAAGGGUUCAAUGAGAUCAAAAUCCAGAACCUUCCAUACAACCUCGUCGGCGAUUCUCUUCGCAUCACCGGAAAAGGAGAUGCAAUGAUCCACGACGUUUCGGUCAAAUGGCUCCAUAAUUCGCGUGAAAACUAUCCGCAAGCGGUGCUUGACGUCGAAGCGGUCAUGAAGGAAAAAGAAGAACGACGUGACGAGAUCAGCGACAAAAAGUCGAUUGUCAACCGAAGAAUCGAAGUAUUGGAUAAACUUGUCGGAGAAGUCGGAAACGGUUUGAACAAAGAGAAGAGCGGUUUUGUGUUCGACAAGAAUACCGUCGAAAGCGUUGACAGUCUCCAUGAGUACUAUGCCCGACAAUCGGCCAGCCUUCGCAAAGAAAAACGACGGCUUCAAUUUGAACUCGAGAAAGCUGAAAAAGAGUACAGCCGAGCACGAGAAGAUUAUCAAAAGCUGUCGGAGCCGUACCGUUCGAGCAAUUCUUACGCGAGUGUGAUCGUCGAAGGAAAAGAAGAAGGAGCUACCAUCGACCUCACAAUCGUUUAUCAAGUCAAUGGAGUUUCUUGGUCGCCAUAUUACGAUAUUCACGUGAACACAAUUGGAGAUCACACAAUGCAGAUCACGUAUUAUGGCAAAAUAGCACAACAAAGUGGAGAGGACUGGAGUGAUGUUCCAUUGGUUCUUUCGACAGCUCAACCAUCGCGCGGCGGCUCUCAAUUGCCGAAAUUGGGAGUGCUCGAGGCUCGUUUCAAACAGCCAACCGAACAACUCGAAUGUGCACCGAAAAUGUACAGAAUGUGCAUGGCAUCGGCGCCAAUGCGUAAUGAAAUGAGACAAAUGACUUCGAGUGUUCGUAAGACCAAGAUUGCCACCGAAUUCGUUAUUGCGAGAAAAGCGACGAUUGAGAAUAAUUCGACGGAUUUCAAGGUCACCAUCGGAAUCAUCGAACUUACACCAAAACUUUCGUAUGCUUCUGUUCCGUCGAAGAACGCCGUUGCUUUUCUCGUUGCUCGUUCAAUCAACACUUCCGAAUAUCCAUUGGUGGCUGGUCAAGCUUCCGUUUUCCUCGAUGGCGUUUUUGUGACGAAAAUCGAACUCGAUGAUGCUGUCGUUGGCCAGCGUAUGUUCUGUUCUCUGGGAUCCGACGCUGAAAUCCGUGUGGAGUACAAACCGGUGAAGACCUAUCAGGAAGAAGUCGGAAUGAUCACAAAAUCGAAAGUUAAUGCGACCGAAAAGACGAUCGUGGUGAACAAUUUGAAGGACGAUGCCAUUCUUUUGACAAUCCGCGAACAGAUUCCGAGAUCCACUGAUGGAAAAAUCAAGGUUCGUUUGGUGAGUCCAUCAGCAAAGGAAGGCGAUGAGAGUCACGAUGUUCUUCCGAAAGAAGGUGCAAUCCUGACAAAAGAAAAUAUUCUCGAAUGGACGAGUCUGCUGUCGCCGGGAGACGAGAGAACAUUCGUCGUCAAGUACACUAUUGAUUCGCCAAAAGAUGAGGAAGUCGAAUUCCACGAGCAAUUCUAA
This is a messenger RNA of Caenorhabditis bovis, 1638 nucleotides long. The record is from the annotation of a GenBank genome assembly. Lineage: Eukaryota; Metazoa; Nematoda; Chromadorea; Rhabditida; Rhabditidae.